This is a messenger RNA of Linum tenue, 984 nucleotides long. The record is from the annotation of a GenBank genome assembly. NCBI's taxonomy places the organism in Eukaryota, Viridiplantae, Streptophyta, Magnoliopsida, Malpighiales, Linaceae.
AUGGAGAACGGAAUCCCCCGCCGCGCUCGCGCUCAGUCUCUACCUAUAUUUUCUCCCGUCUCAUCUUUUGAUCAGAUGCCGCCACCGCCGCCUCCAAACAACACUACAAAUGAUGAUUCGAUUACCACCACCUCCGCAGCUCCUCCUCCACCCGGCGCCGAUGACCAGUUGCAGUCGAUUCUAGCCUCCGCUCGGCCGUUCCUCCGCGGCGAGCUCGAAUCGGUGGACGAGAACCUGCCCCGGCUCCUCGCCGUCCUGCGCUCCGUCGGCGCAGGGGAGUGCUGGCACAAGCACGGCAGCUUCCUCGACCACCUCCUCCACACCUACCGCAUCCUCAAGCUGUGGGGGGCUCCAGACGCCGUCUGCCUCUGCGGCCUCUUCCACUCCGCCUACUCCAACGCCUACGUCAACCUCGCCAUCUUCGACCCUUCCACCGGCCGCGACGUCGUCAGGGCGCACGUCGGCGACGACGCAGAGAGCCUGAUCCACUUGUUCUGCGUCGUCCCCCGGCACUCCCUGAUCCACGACGACCUCCUGUUCAAGUACCGCGACGAAGUCGAGCUCCGCGAACACCUAUCACAAUCGGAGAUUUCCCUGCGGGAGGCGGAGAAGGGGGGAUUCGAUGCUGGGGAGGCGUGGAGGGUGAAAUUGAACUCGAUUUUGCCCAGAGAAGGGGUGAAGGUAAAGCACAUCAAGACCGGAGAGGAGAUUCGGUUGUCGAGAAGAGUUUUGGCGGUGUUUUUGUUGAUGACGAUGGCCGAUUUCAGCGAUCAAUUGUACGGAUUUCAGGAUGCGAUGUUCGAAAACUCCGACGGGAGGUUGGAGUUCUCCGGGGACAAUUACCUAGCUCUGUGGCCAGGAGACGGCAGGCCUGGGCUGUGGAUCAACUCGGUCUCGAGGAUGGGCGCUGUUUACUCGUUGAUUGUGAGGGAGGAGGAGAUUGUCGAGAAGGAGAUGGGAAUUAGGGUUUCGGAUUUCAACUGA